AUGGUGGCGAGCGAGGGCCAGAGCCUGGCGGAGACGGCCGCGGCAUCGGCGGUGGCGGCGGCGGCGCCGGCGGGGCUCCCGAAGGAGGCGCGGGGGCUGCUGCACGAGCUGGCGGCGGAGUGGGCGGACGUGGCCGACUGCCGCGCGCUGGAGGUGGUGCCGCUCAAGGGCGCCAUGACUAACGAGGUGUACCAGGUGCGCUGGCUCACCGGCGGCGGCGCGGGCGGCGGCGAGGAGAAGGGGGAGGGCGAGUACCGGAAGGUGCUGAUGCGGGUGUACGGCGAGGGCGUGGAGGUCUUCUUCGACCGGGAGGACGAGGUGCGCACGUUCGAGUGCAUGUCCCGCCACGGCCACGGCCCGCGCCUCCUCGGCCGCUUCCCCACCGGCCGCGUCGAGGAGUUCAUCCACGCCAGGACACUUUCAGCUGUUGACCUGCGUGAUCCAGAGAUUUCAGCUAUUAUAGCAUCCAAAUUGAGGGAGUUCCACCACCUUGACAUGCCAGGUCCAAAACGUGUCCUCAUGUGGGAUAGAUUGAGGAACUGGCUCAAAACUGCCAAGAGCGUCUGCCCCUCUGACGAAGCCAAAGAGUUCCGUUUGGAUAGCCUGGAGAAGGAGAUCAAUGCAUUGGAGAGUGAAUUUUCGGGGGAAGACCAGUGCAUAGGAUUUUGCCACAAUGAUCUCCAGUAUGGCAAUAUCAUGAUUGAUGAAGAGACCAAAGCACUGACCAUCAUUGACUACGAGUAUGCAAGCUUUAACCCAAUUGCUUUUGAUAUCGCAAACCAUUUCUGCGAGAUGGCUGCGGACUACCAUUCAGAAGAGCCUCACGUACUGGACUACACAAAAUAUCCAGAUGUCGAUGAGCGGAAGAGGUUUGUGCAGACCUACCUGAGCUCUUCAGGUGAGGAGCCUGACGCAGAAAAGAUCAAGGAUCUGAUGAAUAACAUUGAGAAGUACACACUCGCCAGCCAUCUCGUCUGGGGCCUCUGGGGAAUAAUUUCGGAACACGUCAACGAUAUCGACUUCGACUACAUGGAGUAUGCGCGGCAGAGGCUUGCGCAAUACUGGCUGAAGAAACCCGAGAUUCUAUCCUGCCGUGUUGAUGAUGAAUGA
Messenger RNA from Triticum turgidum subsp. durum (durum wheat), 1110 nucleotides. NCBI's taxonomy places the organism in Eukaryota, Viridiplantae, Streptophyta, Magnoliopsida, Poales, Poaceae. The record is from the annotation of a GenBank genome assembly.